GACAUUGCCAACACGACAAGAGAACUUAGUCGAUUUUUAUCGUGCUACAACCACACGCACUGGGAUGCGGCUCGGCGGCACGCAAAUCACUGUACUCGAAUACUUGAAGGGAUGUCGACGUAUUGUCUGUCGCUUAAUGAGAAAAAGUGCGACGUGACUUACGAAGUGUACAUAGACGCGAGCUUCGGAUGUCUUCCAAAAGAACGAAAGUCCGUAACCGACUAUAUGAGUUUG
This is a messenger RNA of Phytophthora sojae, 234 nucleotides long. RefSeq lists its product as hypothetical. The record is from RefSeq and is a predicted model, not a curated record. The transcript is spliced from 2 exons. NCBI's taxonomy places the organism in Eukaryota, Oomycota, Peronosporomycetes, Peronosporales, Peronosporaceae. The annotation marks the transcript as partial.